Prunus dulcis (almond) is the source of this 444-nucleotide messenger RNA. RefSeq names its product putative disease resistance protein RGA3. The record is from RefSeq and is a predicted model, not a curated record. The transcript has a single exon. Bases 1 to 444 code for a protein of 147 amino acids. Lineage: Eukaryota; Viridiplantae; Streptophyta; Magnoliopsida; Rosales; Rosaceae.
AUGGAAGCUGUGAUUGUAGCUCCGCUUCUAGAGCUGCUGUUUGGAAGGCUAACUUCCUCUGUUGCUGGUGAAGUGCGAACUCGCCGAGAUUUCAAGAAGGAGAUGGAGACGCUGCGGAACAUGUUACCAGUGAUUCAAGGCGUGAUAGAAGAUGCAGAGGAGCAGCAGAUGAAAGAUAAGAAGGUGAGAGGUUGGCUGGUGAAGCUCAAAGAAGUGGCCUACGAUGCAGACGACCUGUUGGAUGAGAUUUCCACCCUCCCUCUGCGUAGACAGUUAAUGGAAGUGACCGACGGCGAUACCUUCGACCCGAUUUACAAACUAUUUAGAAAGUUAGGUCGAAAUCCAAACAACAAGGAGUUGUUUGGUCACAGACUGAGACAGAUUCGACGACGGACAAGUAAGGAAGACUACCUUAAAGCUUGCAACAAUUCCAGUUCACUUUAA